UAGAAUUACAAUUAGCAGUUUUUUUACACAGAAUUGGAGGUAAAAGUAAUAUUUUUGAAAUAUGUUCACGAUUUGGUAUUGUAGAAGGAACUGUAAUUUUAUAUAUAAAAAAAGUAAUUAAAGUAAUAAUUUCAAAAAAAUCAUUAUUUGUUCAAUGGCCAAAAGGAGAGCAGCAAAAAUUAGUUCAUAAAGGAUUUCAAUUAAUUGGUGGAUUUACAAAUGUAAUUGGUGCUAUUGAUGAAACUUAUUUUAUUUUAAACGAUAAACCUUCUAAUUCUCCGGAAUUAUAUUUUAAUCGAAAAAAAUUUUACUCAAUUCAAUGUCAAGGAAUAGUAGAUUUUCAUGGAAUUUUUAUUAGUUAUGAUAUAGGUUGGCCAGGUUCAAUACAUGAUGCAAAAGUUUAUAAAAAUUCAAGUUUUUAUAAAAAAAAAAAUGAAUUAAUUAUCAAUAAUGAUUAUUUACUUGGAGAUUCUGCAUAUCCAAUUUUACCAUUUUUAAUAACACCUUUUC
Messenger RNA from Funneliformis geosporum, 510 nucleotides. The record is from the annotation of a GenBank genome assembly. NCBI's taxonomy places the organism in Eukaryota, Fungi, Glomeromycota, Glomeromycetes, Glomerales, Glomeraceae.